Acanthocheilonema viteae is the source of this 2097-nucleotide messenger RNA. The record is from the annotation of a GenBank genome assembly. Lineage: Eukaryota; Metazoa; Nematoda; Chromadorea; Rhabditida; Onchocercidae.
AUGAAUGCAAUAGUUUUAUCUACGUCAAAAGAUGCUAGUGCACUGCCUUACGACAAAUGGUGCGUUAGUGCACUGCCUUACGACAAAUGGUGCGUUAGUGCACUGCCUUACGACAAAUGGUGCGUUAGUGCACUGCCUUACGACAAAUGGUGCGUUAGUGCAUUGCCUUCGUCAAAUGCUGCGUUAGUGCACUGUCUUGCGUCAAACGAUGCGUCAGUACACUGCUUCAUGGCAAAAGAUGCGCCACCGAUUCACAUCAAAAAAAGUGCUGAUGCACUAGCCAGAAGCAAGGAAGCGGUAAAUUGGUUUCUUGAUUACACAAAUUUGACAGAUGUUAUCCGCGAACGGAAUGCAAGCAGUCCGUGGUCGUGGUACGGUUCGAUGUUCUAUGCCGGACAGCUGUAUACAACAAUCGGCUAUGGAUUACCGGUUGCAAAAACUCUUGCUGGCCAAAUUGCCAGUAUAUUUUAUAUUAUGUUCGGCAUUCCAAUUUUUUUAAUCAUCCUCAAACAUGUUGGUCGAUUACUGUCGCGAACUUUUCGUAAAUGUUAUAAACGGUCACGAAGUACCGGAAAAAAAGUUGUCGGCAAUGUGAAGAAGAUAAGCGCCUCAAUGAAGACAUUAUAUAAUCAUAAUUAUUUGCCAUCUACGACGGGAUGUGUUCAUUCAUUACCUGUAAAAGAAGUUGAUUUAGAUCCAGAAGUUGGCACUCGCAUUCAGAAAAGCACAAAAAAAUUUACUCAAAAUGCAUUUUCGAUUCCGAUCGCCUUAGCGUUGCUUAUCCUCUGGAUUGGCUUUUCAGCAGCUUUAUUUUGCCUGUAUGAGCCUGAAUGGGGCUACCUUACCUCAGUCUACUUUUUCUUCGUCUCCAUAAGCACAGUUGGCCUGGGCGAUAUUGUUCCAGGCAAUAAGGAUAUGAUGCUCGGCUAUUUCCUAUUAAUCCUCAUCGGACUUGCCUUACUGUCAAUGUGCGUCGACCUUAUUCAAGUAGCAUUAGAAAGAAUUCUCGCACAACUCCUACAGGAAUAUAUUGAUGAAAUCGAACGGGUAGCAGCUAUUGCAAAGAAUGGAACCGAUUUUGAGUCCAAAGUUUCAUCCUUCGAAGUUGGAGUAGCUAGUAAGAGUUUCGCAUGUAACAAUAACAAAAUUGUUCUGAAUCGUUAUUAUUUUAUGCUAGGUGGUUUGUUAACCGUUCCAUUGGAUAAACAAUAUAAAUCUAUGCGGAGUUUGCCAAAUCGAUUUAAAGAAUGGAUUGCGGAGCGUGUCGCAAAUAAUAUGAUCGAAUCACAGCUUGCUGAAAUGAAUUCUGAUAUCGACUCAGAAUCAGAGAUAUCUGUUCCAUUUCAGAGUCAAUCACAGGAACAACAACAAAAACCAGGAACGUGUAGAAUCAGUUCGGAAGAAGUGCGCUCGAAACCGACACUCCGAAGCGGUGACUUAAUCGAUUACCUGUGGAAGCACAGUCCAGCUAUUCGUACUGUACAAGCAUUGGAAAAAGCGAACUUUUAUACCCCAAAUGAUGAUUUUCAAUCAAUGUUGUUUAGUAAAUUUAUGAGGAGCUCGAAACUAGAACAGUUUAUGGGUCAAGUUAGUGAUCCGACACCUCAUAAACAUCAUGCUACCACGCAAACCAAUAUUUUACGACCUGCAAAUAUUGCUACCUUUGAAGAGGAUAUGCAUUUUUCUCGCGAUUCACGAGAUUCAUCGACUAUUCAAUCAGAUAUCAUCCAUCAAUCGAUUGAAUCACUUUCAAAUGCUUUUGAUGUAGACAGUAUAUUAUCUGAUGCCUUCGUUGAUAUUGAAUUUACGGAAGCGUGCGCUCCGCUUAUAGUUAGUCAUGAUUCUGCGAGUACCUGUCCAUCAAUUGCUUCCAGUCAGAUAACAUAUGCUCCAUUAAAGCUACCAGUCGAUUCAGCCUCAAAAUGGAAACCAAAAUGGCAACGAAUAUCGAGAAGUGUGAGGAGAAAAUCCUGCUGUGGGACGCCAUCGUCCCAUUCAAGUGAGGGCUCAACAACAGAUCACUGCCAUGAUCUUCCCAACUUCACCACUGCAAUCGAUUCUCUCAUUGUUUUCACGAAAGCACGUGAUGAGUUAUAG